Nezara viridula (southern green stink bug) is the source of this 1368-nucleotide messenger RNA. NCBI's taxonomy places the organism in Eukaryota, Metazoa, Arthropoda, Insecta, Hemiptera, Pentatomidae. The record is from the annotation of a GenBank genome assembly.
GAUUUCAAAUGUUUUGCUUAGCUAGAAGCUAUUGAAGAUCAUUGUUUGUGUGUGUAUAUAGCAAUGGAGACAGCAAUUGCUUUGAAUGAGCAUAUCCUAAAUAUCCGUAAAUUGUUUGGAGUGAAGAGGGAUGCAUUAUGUGUUUAUCAAGUGUUAUCUAAUUGUUUCAUGUCAAGGCCGAUGACUAAACAUAUAAUUGAAGAAAUUAUUCAAAGAAUAAUUGGAUUCUCUUUAAUGGAUUCUACAAAUGCUGAUAACAUUUGUAAAUAUGUUUAUAUAAUGAGUCUCCAAAAAGAUGAAGGUGUUGGAAUAACAAUACGUCGUAUAUUUUUGUAUAAUCUUGAAAGUUUAUUCAAAGAUCGUGAUAACAAAUCAAUCAUCAAGAACUCUUUAAUGUAUCGUAAUCUAGUUCAUUUUUUUUUGUGUGCUACUCAUUACAUGCGUAACCCCAUGAAACCUCCUGUGAAUGAUUUAGUUUCGGCCUUGUUGAUUCUUAUCCAUUCUCUGAACUGUUCAGAAAAUGAAGAAGACUUGGAGGUUUUUGCACAUGCAGUAGCUUGGAUUGGUGGUUAUUUCAACAACAGCGAUGAAACCAACGUAACUUGGCUUGCUUGGAGGGAAGCUUUGGAUAACUUAAGGCAAAGGAUUACGGAAGGUAAAGGAGGUGUUUGGGCACUGUGUUGCCUUGAAGCGGGCACCAAUAGCGGCAAGCUCUCUAUGCAACAUUUGCCUUUCUAUGCCGAGCGUCUCCUUCAAUGGCAGAAGCAAACUUUGUUAGGAAUGUCUAAUAUCAUUCCACUCCCUACAUCUUGUGUAAACUUUUUCAACCUAUCUAAUAUUUUGAAUUUCAUUCAGAAUGUAUAAAGGAUGAAAGAAUAGACUGUGUGUAAAUAUUCUUGUUUUAUGUACAUUAAUGUUUAUUGAGUUAUAAUGGCUUUAUCCUAGUUUAUAUUUGAAGAUUGGACAUCAGUAACUGGUUGAUUACCAAACAAAAAUUAAUCAAUUUUGAUACAACAAAAAUGUAAGCAAAUGCCAUUUCCAACAAGGGGUUAAAUGCCUUAAUCAUUAAUAAUGACAAGCAAUAAUAAUUUUUGUGUAAUUUAGCCUCCUUUUUAAGUUUAAAUUUUUAAGCUGGAAAUGACAAUUAAACUUACUGGUUGUAACUAUUUUUUUUAAAGCCUAUUGAUGUUCAAUCUUCAUAUGUUUUUUUCAUGAAGUAUUUUUUUUUUUUUUUUUAUGUAAUGUUACACUUGACAUAUAACAUUGUCUUUUUUUUAAUUUUUGUAUUCCGAUAAUAUGUAUUAUACAUAUAAAAUUUCUAUUGUUGUAAUAAUCUUUUUCUAGAUUAAAUAUAUUUCUAAAAUUUUA